Messenger RNA from Dentiscutata erythropus, 411 nucleotides. The record is from the annotation of a GenBank genome assembly. NCBI's taxonomy places the organism in Eukaryota, Fungi, Glomeromycota, Glomeromycetes, Diversisporales, Gigasporaceae.
AUGUAUCCUAUAAUUAAUAAUUUGGCAUCACAAAACCAUAUACUUAACGACCCAGCGCUUAUAGGAGACUAUCAGUCUGAAAAUGAUUCCAAAAAUUUAACUCAUAACACGAUUACAUUUAAAUCUUUUAUAAAAGAAAUGAAAAAAACUUUCACUCAUGGUGACAAUGAACAAUUAUUAGGGCUUUCAGACCGGAUAGAUGGGUUAUUGAAAGAAUAUAAUAUAAGAAAGUUCGAAUACUUGCAAAUUAGAAAUCUUCGGCCUAUUGAUAGCGGUGGAUCUGCAAUUGUAUAUUCUGUUUAUUUACUAGGACAGAAGUAUGCAUUGAAAAGUCUAGAUGUAAACGCUAAUCUAAAUUGGGACUAUAAAAAGUUUAAAAUAUUCCUCCAAGAGACUUCUUCACAAUGUUGA